AAAGAAAUGAAACAUUCACGAACAUCCGUCUCCAGAUUCCUAGGAACAAAAAAAAACACACACAGAUACACACAGACAAACACAGGAAAAAUACACUUUCUUGUCCUUCCGUAGCCAUGCAAAAUGAGAUGAACAGCAGCGCAAAGCCAACGUACACGCAGCUCCUCGUGGCCUCCUCUGUGGGGCUAAUCAUAGCAGCGGCGCUGCAAUACCGCAUCAAGAAAUUCCGCGACAAAAAGAUCAUACCUAGGAAGAGAAUCUCCGACACCGGCCAGGUUUUGAGCAUUGAGAAGUUCUCUCACUAUGUAGCCAGGCAGAUGGGAUUCAAAGACAGAAGAGAAUGCCCACAUUUGUGCAAGUUGGCCUCCGAAUACAUUAAAAAAGCUGAAGGAUGCGAAGAAGACAUGUACGCCUUUUUUGCGUGUGAACCUGAUUGUGAUUCUCUCUUCAUCAAACUGGUGGAAGAAUUUGAGAGAUGCAUCCUCAGCUACUUUGCAUUCCACUGGAGACAUACAUCAUAUAUGCUCAGUCAGGUGCUCGGUGCCGAAGAGCCAAGAAGGAGGCUCAAGAACAUCGUCAUGCAAGCAACCAGAGAACAGAGAGUUGAGAGGGUGACAAAGAAUCUGAAGGUGGCGAGAGUGUUUACCACAUUAGUGGAAGAGAUGAAAGCUAUUGGACUUGUAACAAACGAUGAUUCACAGUGCACGAACGUGAUGGUACCAAUGGCUCAUAGUGACAGAAGCCCUGUCCUCCUCCUCAUGGGUGGUGGGAUGGGGGCUGGGAAGAGUACUGUGCUCAAGGACAUUCUCAAAGAACCAUUCUGGGCUGGAGCAUCUGGGAAUGCAGUUGUCAUAGAAGCAGAUGCCUUCAAAGAGUCAGACGUCAUCUACAGAGCCUUGAGCUCUAGAGGGCACCAUGACCUGCUUCACACUGCUGAACUGGUACACCAAUCAUCUACAGAUGCAGCAUCAUCCCUGCUAGUAACUGCACUCAAUGAAGGGAGGGAUGUGAUCAUGGAUGGCACUCUUUCAUGGCUGCCAUUUGUCGUGCAAACAAUAAACAUGGCUCGGAAUGUUCACCGUCGCAGAUAUCGCAUGGGAGCUGGAUACAGACAAGAUGAAAACGGGGUCGUGACUGAGAACUACUGGGAACAAAUGGAUGAAGAACAAGAACAAGAUGGGACUACGAAGAGAAGACCAUACAGAGUAGAGUUGGUUGGCGUUGUUUGUGAUUCUUAUUUAGCUGUUAUCCGAGGAAUAAGGCGAGCUAUAAUGUGUAGAAGGGCAGUGAGGGUGAACUCUCAGCUGAAAUCACACAAGAGAUUUGCAGAAGCAUUUAUGACAUACUGCAACCUAGUAGACAAUGCUCGACUUUACUGCACUAAUGCAUUAGAAGGCGCUCCUAAGUUGAUAGGAUGGAAAGACAAAGACAAGACUCUGUUGGUCGAUCCAGAUGAGAUAAAUUGUUUGAACGUGGUAUCCAGGUUGAACGAAAACGCAGAUUCUAUUUUCGAGCUCUACAAGACCUGCCAUCCAGCUUUUGAAGAAGGCUCUGUGUGGAAUGACAUAGUUUUAUCUCCUUCAAGGAUGAACAUCCAGACAGAACUCAAGUACUCUAUUCAAAAAGCCGAGACAAUGAGAGAGUGAUCCGCCGUACAGGGCCAUGACAAGCAAACAAUAUACACGUCCCAACACAUGCAAGAGAGUGGAUCAAGAGGAGAUAUAUAGAUCUUGAUGGAGUUGUAUACCUUUAUAGAUAAUGUUUAGAUAUUACUAAGAUGUGACUUACAGAAUCAACAUUAAGACAUUUUGGCAGAGGAGAAACACAAGUUGAAAAGGCACAACUUCUCAAGUGCAGCU
Messenger RNA from Salvia miltiorrhiza (redroot sage), 1859 nucleotides. Its product is annotated as calmodulin calcium-dependent NAD kinase-like. The record is from RefSeq and is a predicted model, not a curated record. The transcript has 9 exons. Gene Ontology annotation, molecular function: ATP binding; kinase activity. Bases 117 to 1646 code for a protein of 509 amino acids. NCBI's taxonomy places the organism in Eukaryota, Viridiplantae, Streptophyta, Magnoliopsida, Lamiales, Lamiaceae.